This is a messenger RNA of Aspergillus lentulus, 1383 nucleotides long. Its product is annotated as putative MFS-type transporter C530.15c. Gene Ontology annotation, biological process: transmembrane transport. Gene Ontology annotation, molecular function: transmembrane transporter activity. NCBI's taxonomy places the organism in Eukaryota, Fungi, Ascomycota, Eurotiomycetes, Eurotiales, Aspergillaceae. The record is from RefSeq and is a predicted model, not a curated record. Gene Ontology annotation, cellular component: plasma membrane.
AUGAACACGGCAAGUUAUCUCCCACCACAAGCGGACAUCGAAGCAAAAGUCCCCAUUCCCACGGACGAACCGGUCCUGCUCGAGGAACAAGAAAACCCUAGAUGCUGGUCUGCGGGGAAGAAAUGCAACAUCUACACAGCCGCCAUUCCAUCCAUUUCACAUGCGUACGGCUGCUCGUCAACGGUCGCAACGCUGGGCAUUACCACGUUCCUAUUGGGUUUCGCGUCCGGACCCCUGCUAUUUGCACCGCUGUCUGAGGUCUGGGGUCGCAAUACAAUCUUCCGGCUCGUUCUGGGGCUGUUCGUCCUGUUCCAGAUUGGAUGUGCUCUAGCUCCCAACGUGGCGUCGAUGAUCGUUUUUCGUUUCUUUUCGGGCUUUUUUGGAUCUCCCACUGUCACUAACUCUGGCGGGUCCAUCACGGAUAUUUGGCCCCAGGAUAAUCGGUCUGUGCCGCUGGCCCUCUUCUCCGCGGCCAGCUUCCUGGGCCCCGUCAUUGCACCCACAGUGGGCGGUUUCAUCUGUCAGUACACGUCGUGGAGGUGGAAUUUCUGGGUGGUGCUGAUCCUCAGUGGUGUCUGCUACGUUGCCAUGACGGUGUUUCUUCCCGAGACAUAUCCCCCCAAGCUGCUGAUGGACAAACGACGAUCCAUGCCGGGCUAUUCCCCAGCCAAUCAACCCCCCGUCAAGGAGAUGCUGUACACGACACUCACGCGGCCCUGGCUGAUGCUCUUCACGGAGCCAAUCCUGUUUUUGCUGUCCCUGUAUAUGGCUCUUGUCUACGGUAUCCUCUACCUGGAUUUCACGGCCUAUCCUGUCGUCUACCGCGAAACACGAGCCUGGUCCGCGAGCAUUGCAGGACUUUCCUUUUUGGGUAUCUGUGUCGGCAUGGCCAUCGCCACCCUGAUCUCGCCAUAUGUCAAUCAAAUCCAUGGCAUCUACGUGCGACGCCUGGGCGGACCCCAGCCGGAGGCUCGCCUCCCCCAUUUGAUCGUCAUCUCCUGGCUAAUCCCCGUCAGCUUGUUCUGGUUUGCCUGGACGGCAUCACCGCCGACCCAUUGGAUCUCAGGUAUCGUCGCCGGUGUUCCCUUUGGUUUUGGCCUCAUCCUGCUCUUCCUAGGGAUCACGUCAUAUCUGACAGACUGCUACGGCUCGUUUGGGGCGAGUGCUCUGGCAGCAAAUGCGGUGCUGCGUUCCCUGUUUGGGGCCGUGUUUCCCCUCUUCUCGACGUCUUUGUAUCAUUCCCUAGGGACAUCGUGGGCAACGAGUCUAUUGGGAUUCGUGGCUCUGGCGAUGGCGCCAUUACCGUGGGUGUUUUAUCGAUUCGGGCCGCGAAUCCGCUCGCGGAGCAAGUAUCAUCUGAAGACGAGGGAGUAUGAUGAGUAG